Molecule: messenger RNA, 3159 nt
Organism: Owenia fusiformis
Lineage: Eukaryota; Metazoa; Annelida; Polychaeta; Sabellida; Oweniidae
Source: the annotation of a GenBank genome assembly
CUUUAUCUAUGCCCAACAGAGUUCAGUCAAAAUUAUCAAGAGUAGAUAUAAAUUGGAUUGUUGACAUGCUUUGUCAUAUCAGAGGACAACCGAACUAGCAUGACUUGUGGAAUAAUAUAAGAGAUUUAAGGAUUCAAUUAAAGAUGGCACCCUCCAAAAAGCCAAUUGUGAGAAAUGGAGCGUAUGAGGAGCAACACCAUGCAAUGCUUCAGAAGAAGGAUAUUGAGUAUGAAGUCAUUGACCCUGCUCUUACUAGAUGUGGAAUUGGACCUCUAACAUGUGCAGCCCUCCAAAAAUUUGCUACCAUCAAGGUAUUCUGUGCGGUACUUUGCUUGGUGACAGUGGUAUCAAUGAUCCAGGGAGUCUACUUAAUAGGGGUAAUCCGCCAGUUGGAAAAAAGGUUUGGGUUACGAGGUUCCGAGACUGGAUUGAUAUUAAGCAUGGAUGACUUUGUACACAUUGGACUGAUAUUAUUCAUAGGGCAUAUUGGAGAUAGGGUCAACAAGCCGAAAGUGAUUGCAUCUGCAGUGAUCUUCACAGCACUUGGAGGAUUUCUCAUGUCUCUCCCUCACUUCUUAUAUGAAGGCGAACUCAAUGAACAAAUGCACAAGUUGAACCCAAACCUGAUCAACAAAACCCAACAAGAGAAUGCGAGUUUCUCGAUGAACUCAGAUCAAACGGGUUUAUGUCAUUUGGGUGUUUUCAAUCAAAGUGAACAGGACAGACAAUGUCUUUCUGGGGAAAAGCGUUCAGGAUUCAGUAAGAAUCCUGGUGCCUAUGGAAUCUUCUUAGCAGCCAAAGUACUCAUGGGUAUUGGAGGUUCACCAGUUAGUACAUAUGGAAUGACAUAUAUUGAUGAAAAUGUACCAAAAGUCAGCGAUUCUUCAUUCUAUUUAGGUCUGGUCAGAAUGACAUAUGCAUGGGGCCCAAUACUGGGAUUACUGCUUUCUGGUGUUAUGGUGAAAAUUCCAAAUGAUUUAAAAGAAUCACACUUGACCCCAGAGGAUACUGACUUUAUAGGAGCCUGGUGGUUGGCAUAUGUUUUCUUGCCUUUUAUACUUUUAAUACUAGCCGUUCCACUUGCAUUUUUCCCAAAACAUUUGCCCCAUGCCCGUAAGAUCAUCAAAGAUACAGAGACCAAAGACCAUUGGAGGAAGACUCACACUGGCCACACUGUGAAAGAUAAUCUGAAAGAUUUUUUCUUAUCAUUUGGUGAGCUGUUAAGAAAACCAGCGUAUGUGUGCCUGGUUAUAAACUCAACCCUUGGAGUUUAUAUAAUCUACACACUGUUUGUGAAUAUGCCAAGAUAUAUUGAAGCUCAGUUCCAACAGCCUGUCUUCAUCAGUAACAUAAUAUCAGGGUCCUCCUCAGCAGUAGCAGGUUCAGUAGGGAUAUUCCUUGGAGGUUUCAUUCUACGUCGUAGAAAAUUGAAGCCUCCAGGGGCAGCAAAGAUCCUUGCAAUAACCCUGUUCUUAUCAACAGUUGGAUUAGGGGUGGCCAUGAUCUUCAACUGCCCACAAGAUCAUUUAGCUGGCUAUACACCUGGAGAACCUAAGUGGGAACCCAGUUUGCCUUGUAAUGGAAACUGCAGUUGUGACCUAGAGCUCUACAAACCAGUAUGUGGCAGUGACAAGAGGAGUUACUACUCUCAAUGUUAUGCUGGAUGUAGCCAACAAACUGGAAAAAGAAGUUUUGCAGACUGUGCGUGUACCAAAUCAUUGGAUAAUUCUACUGUAUCUUCAUACAAUUCCACAAGUUCUGCACUGAAAGGGCUGUGUCGUCCUUCAUGCAUGGCGGUGAUACCAUUCGCUAUUGUACUUGCUGUUGUUGCCUUUAUCAAUUCCAUUGGAGCUGUUCCUUCAACCAUUCUGAUGUUCAGGAUCGUGGGAGACAGCAGAAAAGCUUUUGCUCUAGGAGUGAAUUCUUUUGUCUACAAUUUACUAGGAUUCAUCCCAGGGCCUAUAGUUGCAGGCAUCAUUGUUGACACAACAUGUAUCGUUUGGCAGAGGAGUUGUGGGAAAACAGGGGGUUGUCUUCUUUACAGUGCAGAUUUGCAGAGACAGCGAAUGGUUGGGGCUACUGUUGGGGUGAAAAUCGUAAUACUGGUGUUCAGUUUAAUUGUAUAUGCUCUGGUACGACGUCAACAUUGGGAUGAUGAACCAGAUUCAGAAGAUCAAAAAGUAAAAAUUGAAAUGAAAGAUCAUCAUUCAAAUGAUACGUCCACCAAGAAACUGAUGACCAAGAAUCAUACUGAUGCUUAAUACAACAUUAUAUGAACUGUUGUAUGAAAAAAUGGACUACAUAUAGUCAAGUUGGACUUCUGAUAUUCAAACAUUAUAGUCACACAGACAGGGUUGACAACAAUCUGAAGUUCUGACUCUGAGUACAGUCCAAGAGUUUUAGCAACUUGAGGUGGAGACUCUUGGAUUUUAUGACCUCUUUGCUUAUUACCAAAAUGAUCCAUUUCCUGGAGAAUGAACAGAUGUAUGUUUAAAACAAGCCAGGGAAUAAAUCAUGCAGUACAUAUGCUACAAGGUUCUCUACUUUGGUAUUAUCAUUAAUUGAAAAAUAAACUGAGACUCAAGAUAGUUACAUCAAAUGGAUUUACCAGCAAGUAUACAGCUGGUUUAUAAUUCAUUGACUGUGAACUACCCUGGAUAAUUUGAUUUGCUUCUAUAAAAGAAAACUUCAGGGAAUAAACCAAGUUCUGGCACUCCGGGCAGUGAAGUUCAAAAGCAUGUUCCUGCCCAAAAGGAGCAAAAUAAUCAUUUAUACUGAGCCAAAAAAUUCCUGGUGUAUCAUUGACAAAAUACUUUUGACAUCUACAUGAAUAAAUCAAACUAAAAAGGUAAUGUAAUAACAUGUAAAUACAUGAAAUACAAGGUUUGAUCCCACAGCAUCUGCAUUUAAUUUCAUUGUAAUUUCUUUUAUAUAACUUUUUAUCCUCCAUUCAUCUCAAAAGGUGACAUAUCUUAGCCCAAUUUUCACUGGUUUAGGCUUCUAGAGGUGUAUUGCCUCUUUAGCAGGACCAUUUUUUGAAAUUUUCUUCAUCUCUGUUUCCUGUUUAUUGUUGUUUUUUUCUGUCCCUUUUCUUUGUGGAAUAUUUUUCUGCAUGUAUUUAGUUUUUCCUGCUUUUUUCAAAUUUUCAAAGUUGAUAAA